Cylas formicarius (sweet potato weevil) is the source of this 2536-nucleotide messenger RNA. RefSeq lists its product as uncharacterized. Bases 134 to 2458 code for a protein of 774 amino acids. Gene Ontology annotation, cellular component: nucleus. NCBI's taxonomy places the organism in Eukaryota, Metazoa, Arthropoda, Insecta, Coleoptera, Brentidae. The transcript has 9 exons. Gene Ontology annotation, molecular function: RNA cap trimethylguanosine synthase activity. Gene Ontology annotation, biological process: 7-methylguanosine RNA capping; 7-methylguanosine cap hypermethylation. The record is from RefSeq and is a predicted model, not a curated record.
AUUAAAAUGGGGUAUAGAUUUUUAUGUCAAGCGGCAGUGCUGCCAAGACAAAAACCAUGUAAAACAUCUAUUGUUUUUACGCUUAGUUUUGCCGAAUAAAUGCACGAUAAUGCAUUAAAACAAUAAAAUUGUGAUGAUGUGCGAGUUCCAGAGGGAUAUUCUAGCACUAAUAAGUUUAAAAACCAAAGAAGAUAUCCAGGAAACGGGUUGUUUGUUUACUAGAGUUUUCAUAAGAAAUAAAAACACUUUUUGCAACGAGUCUGUACCCGAAUUGAGCGAACCCGAGGAACCUGACGAACCAAUUCGGACCGAAGCUGCGCAAAAGGGCGACGACCAACCAACCGCUUGCGCAGCCAAGCUCGACAACGAACACGAGAGCUGCUACUGCUCAGCAUCUCACACGGACACCGUAUCGACAGACGAGCACGACAGUUUGAGAGACAGUCAAGAUUCAAGCACCGUCAAAGAGAUAAAGUUGUGUGACAGUGGCGCCGACCUCACAGAGUAUGUCCGAACCGAUUUCGAACAGGAGUGGCAACAGUUUUGGUCGCGGAACGGAGAGAAACUCAUUUGGGAAUCGUGGAUAGCGAAGUACAGUGCCUACAUCAACCCCAGUUACUUGGGUUACGGCGGCCAGAAUAUCGCUUUGGACGCGAGCCUGUUGAUCUUGUCGGGUAGCGACAGCGGCAACAAACAAUCGAAAUCAGAUCAUCAGUCAUCAGGCAGCAGCGGCAGCGGCGCGCCAAUCAAAUCAGACCUGUUCACGUUCGACGAGAAAGACAUCAAAAGUUUCGAAACCAACCCGAAAAUCACCAUCCUAACGCGGCACCUAUCCACUAGCGACGAUAAACUGUGCAACGAAAUUUCCGAAGGUUGGAACCCGCUGUCGCCGCUCAGCAUCGACUGCGAAACCGAAGCGGAACGCUUGCUCAGCUCGCGGUGCGGAUCUCACGCUAGCGGUUCCAUGCGAACCGUCGAUUCCAUGACCAACGUGACCCGCAUGACCGUCUCCUCGUUGGACAUUAACAGUAGCUCGAGUUCCGACAGUUUUUCCUCCGUCAGCUCGGUGCAGAGUUCCGUCAGUUCGGAAGAAUCCGGGGAGGAACACCAGAACCAGUGGAACCAGCUAUGGCGCAUGCAUUACGAGCAAGAGUACAUGUUGCACUACAAUAAGUUUAUGUCCGACGCCGGCACGAUAGAGAUAACGGAAUUUUUACUGGACGACAUAACCUCGACUACCGCACGAAAGCCGAUAGCCGAUUCGGAAACCGUAACUUCGCUCGGAACCUUGCUGGACACGCUAAGCAUGACGGAAGGUAAAGAGUCGGCGGCGUCCGACCUAGAGGAAACGCGCGACGGCGAAGAAGUCGCCGAGAUGAUCGCGAUGGGUUUGCCGACAUCGUUCGGCGCCGCCGGAUAUCACAGGAGUAACCGGAAUUCCGGUUUGAAGAGAAAAAGCGAAUUAGAGAGGAGCGAUAGUUUCGAAGCGGGUCGAAAUAGGAUCCAUGCCGCUUUUAACCUAAUCGGGGUGGAAUUUAACGAAUACGCCGGUUCUAAAAUUACCGGCCAGGUCGAUUACAAAAUGAAGCACAUCAGAUUGCAAAACAGGCACUUGAAAUUGACAAAUAAACCGAAACAUACAUACUUCGACGACGAGGGUAACGCCGUUGAGGCGGAACCGGAAGAGCCCGAAAUCGAGCACAGUAUAUUGUCGGACUGUUCGGAUUAUUCUGCCGGGGAAGAAACGUCGGCGGCUAAAUCGGACGAGGUCAGGUGCGCGCCUGCCAAGAAGAAAAAGCGCAAAAAGAAGAUCAGUUACCCACCGGAGAUCAGGGAAAACGCCAAACUGAAAAAGUAUUGGCACAGACGUUUUUCGCUGUUCAAUAGGUUCGACGAGGGCAUCAAGCUCGACGAAGAAAGUUGGUACUCGGUCACUCCGGAGAAGGUAGCGCGACACGCGGCCGAGAGGUGUCGCUGCGACGUCAUAGUUGACGCGUUCUGCGGCGCGGGCGGCAACGCGAUCCAGUUUGCCAUGACGUGCAACAAAGUUGUCGCGAUCGAUAUCGACCCGAAGAAAAUCGAACUCGCGAGGAAUAACGCGAGAGUUUACAACGUAGAACAUAAAAUCGAUUUUAUUGUGGGCGAUUUCUUUCACCUGGCCGAUAAUUUGAAAGCUGAUGUCGUUUUCUUGAGCCCGCCGUGGGGCGGUCCGUCUUAUUUGAACCAAAGCGUUUACGAUUUGGAAGAAAUGUUGCAACCAGUCGCAUUCACGAAGCUGUACGAGACAGCGUUGAGGAUUACUAGUAACGUCGCAGCGUUUUUACCGAGAAAUAGCAAUACAUUUAAGUUGGCCGAAGUGACCGGUUCAGGUGGAAAAGUUGAAAUUGAACAGGAUUUCAUAAAUAACAAGUUAAUCGCCAUUACCGCUUAUUAUAACGAUCUUAUUAAGGAAAAAUAAUUUUUUUUCAGUUCUUUGUUUUGUCUUGUCUUGUGUUGCUAUUUUAUAUAACCGGAAAAUGGAGAAAUAAAUUCUUUC